AUGUCGCGAGGCAGCUUUGUCUUCACACCCAUGGCCUUGCGCUCUCUUGAACUUGAUGAGGACAUGCUAGAGAGACACAAGUACAAGAAGAAACUGGCCUCCAGUCACCUCAACAAUUACAUGCUGAAGAAGGAGGCCAGGGCACCGCUGAGGUCCAACACUGCCCUGCCACCAGCUGUCUGCCAAGAUGUGGUCAUUCAGAACGCUCUGUAUACAGGAGACCAGGAAGCUUUGCAGCGCCUCUUUCCUAGAGGAUCCACGGCAAACCUCAUCAUUGAGCCACAGGGUGGGGACAUGCGCUGGGUGGCCACAGGGGAAGACAAACCAGCUAAUACUUUGAAAAACAACCUAGUUAGCUGCAGUAUGGCUUAUUCAGUUUCUAAGAUUAAGUGGCGCAAACCGAAGACGUACCGCAACGAUGUGAUUGCCACAGCCAAGGCCACAGGUUGUGUCCUGCAGUUCUGGAACUCUCUGCUUGUGGGUGAUGAGCUAACGAUACUCAGCAUUGUGGACAACGAUGAGUACAACCACCUUAUUGAUGCCAUUUAUGAUACCAGCAACGUAGAGGAAUGGAAUGACUUCAGAUUUAACUACAGAGGCCUGCGACUAUGGUCUCUGAAUUAUGAGCAGGAGCUGACCACACCACUUCACAUCACAGCUGGCCGAGGCUUCACAGACUGCAUGAGACUCCUGCUGCAGCGUGGGGCCAAUGUAGACCUGGCACCUGGGGGCACCACUGCCCUGCAUGAAUCCUGUGAAAACUGCCAGCCAGAGUGUACCAAACUGCUGCUGAUCCAUGGCGCCAAUGCCAAUGCUGUCUCUGAAGAUGGUGUUAUGCCUUUGCACAUUUGUACAAGCCCCGAAUCCCUUGAAUGUGCCAAGUAUCUCCUUCAGUAUGGUGCAGCAAUCAAUGGUCGCACAGUAGAUGAAAACGACACUCCAUUACAUGUCGCAGCCAAGAACGGCCUCCCAGACCACACUGAGCUGUACCUGCGCUACGGAGCUGCUGUGGACAAACAAAAUGAUGAGGGUCUCACACCCCUGAAUGCUGCUUGUUCACAAACCCAGGUGGUGCAGGAUCUUGAACGGUACUUCAAGGUGUGCCAGAUGCUGUUGGGGAAAGGGGCCGUCGUCCACACUGUCGACCAAGACCAACGCAGUCCUUUGCACAUGGCCUGUAAGAAUGUAAAUCCAGACAUAGUGGAUCUGCUGCUCGCCAAUGGUGCCUGCGUUAACGACAUGGACUACGGGGGUGAAGCUCCCCUGCACGACAUCCUGAAGGUGGUGUGCUACAAGGUUUCCCAUCACCCUGAGAGGAUUGUACGUGCUCUUCUCAACCAUGGUUCUAUUCGGGUGUGGCCCGGAGCUCUGCCCAUGGUUAUGAGGCACUGCUCUGAAUCGCCACGCACCAUCGAGGUUCUUCUGAACGCCUACAGUCACCUCAAAGUCACAGACACCUGGGUUGAGUCCGUGUCACCGGAGGUGUUUAAGGAGCACAAAGAGUUCUAUGAAUCAGUCUUCUCUUUGGCACUGACUCCUCGCUCCCUGCAGCACUUGGCACGCUGCCGACUCAGGAGCUUCCUGGGGGGCCGCGUACACAAGGUGGUCCCUAAACUCGAUCUCCCCACCUUCAUCAAGAAUUAUCUGCUACUAGAGUACAGAGGCUAUGUCCACUGAAAGCACUUUGUGUAGUCUUAUGUUAGUGUGAGUCCUGAUGAAGAUUGAGUGCUGCUAUGUGUAAGCAGUGGCUGUUCACAAUAUAUAAUAAUGGUCAAGAUUAUAAUUACAAUAGUGACAUCAACUGCAGCACUAUACACCAGGGCACUUAAUAUUUUUAAAUGCAUUUUGUAAGCUUUCCAGGAGGGAGAAGCAGCUGUUUGUUCUCUAACAACAAUGUGUUUUCUGUGUCCUAUUCCAGAUCAAUCUUUCAGUUUACUGUUUGAUUUUGCACCACAAGAGGGAGCUAUAGACUAGAGUUCAUAAAGUAUAUAGCAGGUAUGCAAUUUUAUGAUUUAUAUUUUAUGGUCACAUUUGUUUGUGUUUUUUUUACAUUGGCAAUUGAUAGAAAAGAGGCUGAGAUGCUUCUGUUUUUGUACAUCAUAAUUAUCAUGGUAGAAUAAUGUUAGUGUGCAUAGUGAUGACGUGUUGGAGGAUUGCUCUAAAAGAUGUGCAUACAU
Molecule: messenger RNA, 2177 nt
Organism: Micropterus dolomieu (smallmouth bass)
Lineage: Eukaryota; Metazoa; Chordata; Actinopteri; Centrarchiformes; Centrarchidae
Gene: asb10
Product: ankyrin repeat and SOCS box containing 10
Exons: 6
Coding region: 1-1677 (558 amino acids)
Biological process (GO): neuronal action potential; negative regulation of delayed rectifier potassium channel activity; intracellular signal transduction
Cellular component (GO): synapse; axon initial segment; membrane
Molecular function (GO): transmembrane transporter binding
Source: RefSeq, a predicted model, not a curated record